Messenger RNA from Trypanosoma brucei brucei TREU927, 1131 nucleotides. RefSeq names its product expression site-associated gene (ESAG) protein, putative. The record is from RefSeq and is a predicted model, not a curated record. The transcript has a single exon. Bases 1 to 1131 code for a protein of 376 amino acids. Lineage: Eukaryota; Euglenozoa; Kinetoplastea; Trypanosomatida; Trypanosomatidae.
AUGUCUCUGUUUAUUGCAGCGGUGUAUUUGACAGCGUUGACCGUGGUUGAGGUGGUCAUGGGGAAGCAUGCUGGUAAGGCCAUGACUGAGAAGGAUGCCGAGACAUUGUGUAAUCUUAGCUAUGCUUUGAGGGUUGUGAGCGCUGACAUUCAAAGAAAGCAAAAAGAUGCGACUGCAAAGGUGGAUGAAGUGCGAGAGUGGCGGCACCGGCAUGGUGUAAAGGGGAGGACAUGGAAAGCAAUAGUACAGGGUUUGGAGAAGAUAAGGGUUGUUAAUGAAAGUUACAUGGAAGGUAUAAAGAAAACAUAUGGGGAAAUGGAAAAGAUAAUGAACGGUACGGAUAGUGCCCUUUUGAUAAUGGAUACUAGUUUUUUAAGCAUUGUGAGAGUGUCCUAUCAUGUUGUGAAUGCGUCAGAAUCUAUUGGACAGGUAUUGAGGGAUCUGGUGGUGAUGUUUGAGAAAACGAAGGAUGAAAAAGAUAGUUGGUGCUGUUUGGUGAAAGGUAAAGAAGCGUUGAGUGGCGAAGGAUGUGGAAAUGGUGGGGAUGGUAAUGAUCAGAAAUACAAAGUGGUUGGUAUACCCGAAAAAUGUAAGACAUCUGUUACUGUGAAUACAACGAGCGAAGGAAUAAUGACAUUACUAAAAGAACAUGAGAGAAGUCAAGAAAUCGAAUUUACAACUAAUGAGAGACCGAAUUGCUGGAUCAUGGGUACGGAAAAAGUUGCUAAUGGAGGAGCUGGAUCUUUCAUAGUGGGAGCUACUGGAGGCUUUGUUACGUACCGUAACGGCGAUGCUGUUACUCUGAGAUCUCAGAAUAUGAUACCCGAACUCAUCAAGAACUACACCUUAGUUAGAAAGGGAUAUGAAAGUAUCAAGGACAAAUACAAUAAGUUAAAACCAAAUUUUGGACCUUUUGAUGAACACGAAAACCAACUAAAAGAAUUGUUAACUCAGAGCCCGAUGGUACGUAGGUAUUUCAAGGAGAGUGGGAAGAAGCGCAAGGGAGGUGAGGAUGAUGAUGAUGUAAUAGAUGAUGAAGGAUCCUCCAUGAGAAAACAAUGGGCGGCAGCAGGCGUAAUCUCUCGCUGCAGUUCUAGUUUUGUAGCUUUAUCAUUUUGCACGGUAUUGUAG